AUGCCAAAGUUAGUACCUGUUUAUAAUCAAGAAAAAUCACUGAAAGAACAAGAUGACAAAGAAUUAAUUAAACACAGGAAUUGGGAUUUCGCACAUUCAUUGGUAAAAUUAAAAAACGUUGAGGAUAAUAAUGAAGAUAUUUAUGAGAAACCUUACUUAAAAAAAAGCAAAAACUUAGUAAAGAAUGAGAAGGGAUUAUGGGUUACAAAAAAAAGAAAAUCAAUUGAGGAUAAAAUUAAAGAUAAGAAAAAAAGAAAAAAAGAAGAAUCAUUAAAAAACAAAACUAAACAUAAUUAUAAUAAACGUAAUAAAUCAAAUAGUUGUACCUCAAGUGAAUCGAGUAGUUAUAACAAAGAGAGAAAGAAUUCUCCAAGUUUAUCAUUAAGUAGUUCCAUCAAAAGUGAUGUUUCUUCAAGCUUAAGUUUAAAUUCUAAUUGCACUAAUUCAAACACAAGUAGUUAUAUAUCAAGUAAAAGUAGGGAAGGAAUUUUAAAAAAUAAAAGUAAAAUAAACAAGGAAAACACAAAAAACUUUGAAGAUGUCGAUAAAAUAUAUAGAGAUAAUGAAAAAAAAAAUGAAAAAAAAAAAGAUAAAUAUGAAAAAAGCAUUAAAAAUAGUUCUUUUACACAUAUAAAUAAUACAAGUGAUGACUCAUAUAUGUUUAGAGAAAAUGUUAAUAAUUUAGGAGAUAGAAAAAAAAAAAGGGAAACUGAUUUUGAUACUAAUGGUGAGAUAAAUGAAAAUAACAUAAAUUUUGACAAAAUGAAUGUAGACCAUGUAAAUAUACAAGAAAAGGAUUUAAAAAAACAAGCUCAUAUUGGAAAUAAUAAAGAUGAUAAAAAACAUAGAACUUCAGAAGAAAAAAAGAAUAAAAUAAAGCAAGAUAACAAAGAAGCAUUUGAAAAUAAAAUAAGUAAAACUCAUAAAAUUAGAAUGUCUGGUGACGAGAAAUAUAAGGAUAUAAGUGAUUAUGAAAAAGAGUAUAUACAUAAUGAAGAAAAUGAGAAUUUUAAAAAGGAUAAGAACGUCACAAAAAAAGAUUACAAAGCAACAAAGAAAGAGAAUGAGGAGGAAAAAAGAAAAAAAAUAGAAGAGAAAGAGAAUAUAAAGCAAGAUGAAAAAAAAAUAGUGGAAAAAGGAAAUGAAGAAAAAAUAGAAAGAAAAAAGGAUGAAAUAAAAGUAAAAGAGACAACAAGAAAAGAUGAUGAGGAGGAGGAUGAGAAAGAUAGAAGGAGAAAUGGGCAUAGUAAAAAUGAGAGAAAAAAAUAUGACAGAGAAGAAAGUAAAUACAAACAUAGAAAUAGAUAUAGUGACUAUAACAAAAGGGAUAGUAGCAAAGAAAAAGAAAAAAGAUAUAAGCACAAAAGUCAUAGAAAAGAUAAACACAAAAAUGAUAGAAGAGAUAAAUAUAAAAAUGAGAGAAGAGAUAGAUAUAAAGAGAAAGGAAAAGAUAAGUCAGAUAUUUUUUAUGACAAUGAAAGAAUAGGACAUGAGGAUAAAGAAAUCUAUAGAGAAUCAUCUAGUUCAAAAGAUAAAAGCGAUAAAAGGUUAAGAUAUAAAGAUACUAGAAAUUUCGCAUAUAAAGAAAAAUAUUAUAAUUAUGAUGAAAGAAGAACACAUGAAAGAAAAACAGAAUUAAAAGAUGACUGUCAUUACGAAACUGUAGAAGAAAUUAAUGCUAAAAAUUCUUUAAAUUAUGAUGAUAAUUUAGAUAAAAAUCAUGAUAUUAAUAAUGCAACAAUAACUAACAAAACACAAUUCAAACAAGAUGAAAUGUGUGACAGUGAUGAAAAUGGAAUAGAAAAUUCACAAGGCGUAGAAGAAAUAAAUAAAAAGUUUCAAGAAAAAUUGGAAGAAGAAAGAAUGAUGCAAUCUUUAGGUUUACCUCUUGGAUUUGUUUAA
This is a messenger RNA of Plasmodium gallinaceum, 1902 nucleotides long. Its product is annotated as conserved Plasmodium protein, unknown function. Lineage: Eukaryota; Apicomplexa; Aconoidasida; Haemosporida; Plasmodiidae. The record is from RefSeq and is a predicted model, not a curated record. The transcript has 2 exons. The coding region runs from base 1 to 1902 and encodes 633 amino acids.